This is a messenger RNA of Octopus bimaculoides (California two-spot octopus), 395 nucleotides long. RefSeq names its product tubulin alpha chain. Gene Ontology annotation, biological process: microtubule-based process. Gene Ontology annotation, molecular function: GTP binding; structural constituent of cytoskeleton. The record is from RefSeq and is a predicted model, not a curated record. Lineage: Eukaryota; Metazoa; Mollusca; Cephalopoda; Octopoda; Octopodidae. Gene Ontology annotation, cellular component: microtubule.
AUCCAGUUUGUUGACUGGUGUCCAACUGGCUUCAAGGUUGGUAUCAAUUACCAACCACCAACUGUUGUUCCAGGAGGUGAUCUUGCUAAGGUUCAACGUGCCGUGUGCAUGUUGAGCAACACCACAGCUGUUGCUGAAGCUUGGGCUCGUCUUGAUCACAAGUUUGAUCUGAUGUAUGCCAAGCGUGCUUUCGUUCACUGGUAUGUGGGAGAAGGUAUGGAAGAAGGUGAGUUCUCUGAAGCUCGUGAGGAUUUGGCAGCUCUGGAGAAGGACUAUGAAGAGGUUGGAGUUGACACAUUUGAUGCUGAAGAAGAGGAAGGAGAUGAAUAUUAAAUAAUUUAAACACUGGUACAACAGAGUUAGCUGAAAAUAAAAGCAAUCAUAUCAGCUACAAA